AUGUCGCACACCGCUGAAAGUGAAGCUGAAGUAUUGAAAGAACUCCGACAAUAUUCUUUCGAUUGUCGUCUGAGGAUGUUUCAAGAAGUGAGACGCAAUCUGCGGGAGCAUGGCCAUCCGGCAGAUAUAGAGUCUUCGGAAAAUCAGAGAAAGAAGAGAGGGGGUGAACGUCAAGCUACCAUGACGGCCUUGGGUGGUGUAAGGAAAAUCAUUGGCAUACUUUACACAAGAGUGAUGGACAAAAUUGCUCGAGGCUGA
Molecule: messenger RNA, 258 nt
Organism: Colletotrichum abscissum
Lineage: Eukaryota; Fungi; Ascomycota; Sordariomycetes; Glomerellales; Glomerellaceae
Exons: 2
Coding region: 1-258 (85 amino acids)
Source: RefSeq, a predicted model, not a curated record